Messenger RNA from Lentinula edodes (shiitake mushroom), 381 nucleotides. RefSeq lists its product as uncharacterized. The record is from RefSeq and is a predicted model, not a curated record. NCBI's taxonomy places the organism in Eukaryota, Fungi, Basidiomycota, Agaricomycetes, Agaricales, Omphalotaceae. The transcript has 4 exons. The annotation marks the transcript as partial.
AAUCCAAUCAUUGCGACUGGAAUGCUUAGUUUCCUCAUGCAUGAAAUUGUAUAUUUCGAGCGUUCUCUUCCUUGGAUUAUCAUCGACGCUAUUCCAUAUUUCCAGAAAUGGAAGCUACAGCCUGACAAGAUUCUAACUCCCCAAGAGCAAUGGGACUGUACCAAACAGGUGCUUUGGGCUCAUCUUACUGUCGAACCCCCUGCUAUUUGGCUCUUCUACCCUAUGUCCGAGUUCGUUGGAAUGAAGACCUACCAAGUCCCCUUCCCUUCGCUUUCUACUAUGUCAUGGCAAAUCUUUUUCUUCUUUGAAGAUCUCUUCCAUUGGGCAGCGCACCGUGCACUGCACACAGCUUCCUUCACAGCUCAGACAAGUUGCGUAUGA